UGACCAAUCGCGCGCGAGCCGUGCGCUUGAGCGGAUCGCGCGGGCGGCGCUGGGCCGCGCUCGCAGCCUGCGGACUUUCCUGGCGGGCGCCCCCCGCCGGUCUCCCCUUCGGCGGGAGAGGGGGGCGGAGGUUGGUGGUACAAUGGCGAGCGGCCGGCGACGUCAAAAGCACUCGUCCUCCACCUCGUCGUCGUCGUCAUUGUCGCCGCCGUCGUCGCCCGCCAUCUCCAUGCGCGACAUGGGGCGGCCGCGCGGCGCGGAGAGGGCGGACGGGGCCGGCGCGCGGCCUCACGCCGUGGUGCGAGGGGACACCCUGGCGGGGCUGGCGCUGCGCUACGGAGUCACGACGGAGCAGAUCCGCCGGGCGAACCACCUCUUCGCUAACGAGUCGCUCUUCCUGAGAACCACGCUGCUCAUCCCGGUCCCGGGGCCUCCCGACUGUCCAGACAACGGCAACGGCGGCGGCGGCGGCCGCACCGCCGAGCCCCUGGCCAACGGUGGGGAAGGUACCGCCGGUGCCGCCGGUUCCAACGGUACCGAAGGUCCCAUCGGUGCUGCCGCUCCCGCCGGCACGACCUUCGCCGCCGGUACUGGUGGCGGAGGCGGGAGUGGAAGCGGCAGCAAUGGCAGGGUGGAGGCUGCACGCGAGGACGGGCGUCCGGACGCGGCGCCGGACGACGAGGUGACGGCCAGCGACUUCUUCAGCCGCAUCGACGCCCGGCUGGAGAGGACGCGCGCCAACCUGGGCCACGGCGGCGGUCACAGCAGCCCCGCCGUCACGGCCAAGCGCGGCGCCACCGCCACACCAUCCGGCGGCCAAGCGAGGGCGUCCCCUGGGUCGGCACGUGGCGGCGGCGGCACUAGCGGGGGCGGCACCAGCGGGGGCGACAGCACGGGGCUGCUCGAGGUGGACGACGAGCUUAUCUUCAGCGACGACCAUUUCGGACGUUUGGACUUCCACUCCCAGCAGCAGCAGCAGCAGCGAGCGCAUCACGAGCCCACGGCGUAGGAGCGCGAGCGACGCCGCCGUGGCGAUGGAGGGGAGCCGCCGUGGCAAGCGGCAGCGGCGUCGGCGUGCGCGGAGGCCCUCGGCCAGCGGGCGGCGGUGGCGGCUGAGACGCCGGCGGCGUGCGCCGCGACAACCCGUCGCGUCCCCGGCGUCGUUCCGUAACCGCGUCGUGGCGCGGACCGAGGUUACGUCGACCGUGGCGGUGCGGUGGCCGGCUCGGACGAGCGGUGACUCCGGCCGCAAUUGACGGCGCAGAUGGGAAGCGGAUGGAACUACAACUUGAUUGUUAGUGGCGUGGAGCGAGAGAGAUACUCGCCUCUAAAACAAAAUAAUGCGGCGGUUUGGAUGCCCGUCUUAGAAACAUCCUUUUGAGAAGUAAGCGGACUUAGUGGCAUUUAGUUUGUGGCGGAAUUUUAGGCCCGCAGGUAGACUCGUUUAUCGUCGCAGCAAUACCUGUCUGUGGUAGUGAGCACUUCCCUACGGCGUCGAGCCGCCAACUCCCGUGCGACUCGUCCCAAUCUCGAUGUGGUUUAUACCGUGCCUCAGUGUGGUUAUACCGUGUCUCAGUGUGGUUAUACCAUGCCUCAGUGUGGUUAUACCGUGUCUCGAUGUGGUUAUACCGUGUCCCGUGUAGCGUGUGCGUCGGCGCGCUCGUUUACACGGACGCUGUGCACGUGCUAACACAUGCACGUGUGCGUUGGCGCCUCGCUGUGACGAGCGCUGACCGUCGGCCGCUUGAGCGGUAGCGCCACCGCGCUCAGCUGGGCGACACAAACUCUGAGCCCACGGGGGCGACCGGUAACUGACGGGUGACCGUUUGGCCGACGGUUGACGGAUUGACGGUUGGCUGUUUAACCGGCGGACGAUUGUUUUGACGGUCGAGCGGUGGACCGACCGACUGCUGUAAGUGACGCACGAAGCCUGACCAAAGAUGGAGGGACGUGGGUUCCGCUUGGCGCCGCUCGCCAACGCCCGACCCUGCGACUCGCUGACCCCAAACUUCGACCUAAGCCUCGGCUUCCGCGAGCGUGGGUACUCGCGCGAGUGCGUGUCUGCGUGCUUAAGGGUUGUACGCGGAGCGGUGGGGCAGUGGUUAGCGCAGCGCGCCACCAAUGCCGACGCCUCGGUCACGGCCAGCGUCGGUCGCGAGUGAUCUCUGAACCGGCCCUGGGCCGUCCCCAGGGUCAGCGUCACCUGAAACGAGUCCCUGCUGCACCGUGUACGCGUCAGCACUGGGAGAGACGAGGGUGGCCAGGCGUGGUGGCUUGGUCACACUGGACUCGGCCCUGAUAGUGUCUCGCUAGCGAGACAGAGGGGCAUGUUGUGUGUGUGUACGUGCGUGCGUGUAUGAUCACACUACAUAUAUUUAUUUGAGAGGGCGUGUGUGUGAGCGCGUGUGAGCGCGUGUGGUUAUGUUUGGUUGGAUGUGAAAGCGUGGCCACGCUUGCACGCGUGUGGAUUUUUCUCCGAGUCCUUCGGUGUUUUUUUUUCCCCCUCCACAUUUAGAAACAUGCGUUGAGAUCAUUGGCUGCUAUCAAUAUCCACAUGGUCUGCCGCCACUUCAUUCAGCUGUCAUUCGUGAUGGCCAGGUCACUUCUGUGGAAGAGCUACGUAGCUCAGUGGCGCCUUACCUGAUCAAAUGAAAAAAUUGUUUUAAAAAAAUCGUUUAGUUUAUCGUAAUGAGUUAACGAUUGGGCUUAUUUAUUUUUUCCCGUGGCCCUCUUUAAAACUCUCCUCCUUGUAUGAGCACAGAGCAAUUCCGCCUCUCACACUCCGCCCCAGAGAACGCACUUACUCAUAUCGGUACCGGAGAAGCGAUGAUUUGCGUGUUCACGUGCGUCCGCUCCGCGCGGCGCGGGCAUCGUGUUCACGUGCGUCCGCUCCAUGUGACGCGCCCGCUCGCUCAACUCGCGUUGAUUUUGGAAAACUCGCGGCGCGUUCCCAUCGCCAAAAGGCGGGGGGGGGGGGGCACCCCUUUUGGCACGAGGGAACGUCACGCGCGUGUCAUCCUGCCGACGAGCCGUUUUCAUGGCAGGUCGGUUUUAGUCGCGCGCAUGAACAAACCCGCAACCGCCUCCGUCCCGGAUGUUAUCCACCGAACGAUCUUUUACGGUCGGAUUAAGCCGCCCCCCGCCGCCAUGCCGCAAUGUUCAAGUUGUUUGACCAUACUUGACCGCGCUGAUCGGUGCGGGUUGGUGGUGGGGAUUGCUGGGGACCGGUCCGCGCGUAUCGCUCGCCACCGCGGCUCGUUGGGAUUGAACCCUCGGGUCGCUGGGCUGCCCGGCGCACUCACUCCUGCGCCACCGCUCUCUCCCCCCCAUUCGAGUCGUCUUAAACACAGGAUGUAGGUACCGGUUUUGCACACUUUGCUGAAGGGCGUCACACCAUGAAAUCUUGGACUAUUUAAGUACGGUGUAAUUUAUUGAAAACGUCGCGGUGUUUUAGGUUUUACAGAAAGACCGAUAUAUUUUGGCAUUAAGUGGGAUUAACGUCACGUGGUCGCGCUCCGCUCGUGUCACCGACGCUCGGAGACGCUCACUGAGCACACGGGAGCAUCUUCACCGUCGUCACCAUCGUCGUCACCAUCGUCAUCAUCGUCGUCUUCAUCAUCACCGUUAUUGUCACCAUCGUCGUCAUUGCCUUGGUCGCCUCCACGGGCUCAAACACGGCCGUUGUCGCCGCUUCACGUACUCCGUUCGCUCGAGACUCGUUCACCCAUCGGCGUUACUGCGCCCGGCGCUCGCUUCACGUCGGAAAGAGACGUACGGCACUUCUGCUCUGAAGAUUGAAGCGGCUUUAUGCGCACGUGUGUGUACGUGUGCGCGUGCGAACGUGUUGAAACGAGAGGCGGUCAAAAGUGUUUUGAGAACGGGACGCACCUGCUACCCAUCAUUGCGUCCUUGCGACACGUGGUCGUGCGACGAGUACGAGUUAGUUUAUUGAGAAAAUCAAAGCACCAAUGUGUGAAUGUCGCGAAGCUGGCUCCUUUCGCAACAAAUGUACAAAGGGGCGAUCGGUGAGUCGAGACUUAAGGCAGUUACGGUUAUAUUGAAACGUCAAUAUUAGUCUGCUUUCAUCAUCAGCCCGUCCUCAAACAUUGUUUUGAUCGCCCCUCAAAUGUGUUUGCACGCACACACAUGUACGCACACACACACGCGCACCUACACACACACAAAGGCAUACGCGCAAACACACGGGCACGCGAAUAUAAAAAACACAAAUUAUUUGGACUCUGCGGUGCCGACUUAAUUCAUUUUGGGCCCUGCAGCCAUUCAAUCCCCCCGGACCUCGCGACCCCGCACAGCAUGGCCCAGAUGGCCAUCGAGGUUCACGGUUCGGCUCCAGCGGGCCGCCCCGGUUACUGCCGAGGCGUCGACCGCGGUGCGGCGCCAGAGCGCGCGCGGUGCGCCGCAUUCACCGUGGAGGUUGAAAAGAUCUCUUGGAUGAGGUCAUCGGCGAGGUCGUCCGGGAGAGAGCAAGGGGGCCCGUGGUGUGCCGGCCACCGGGGGGGGUGCAACAUUGGCCAGGUCGACACCGCGAGAGACUCGGUCGGGAUUGUCCACCGCGGCGAUCAUCGCACCCCGCCCCCACUGGCACACUCAGGCCCCCAGCUCACUCUGACAACUGAGACUCACAUCCUGGUGGCGGGAGUUCUCACCUGGGCACACAGGUGAUUCAGCUUGAUACGUGAAGCAGCCCACACGCCACGAACACACAACAGUGCUGUAGACACAACACAGUACUCACUGCACACAACAGCACACACUGCACACGCAACACUCACACGUGUUCAUACGCACACGCGUCGGCUCGUGUGUAUGUAGUGUGUGUAUGUAGUGUGUGUGUAUGUAGUGUGUGUGUAUGUAGUGUGUGUGUAUGUAGUGUGUGUGUAUGUAGUGUGUGUGUAUGUAGUGUGUGUGUUGAGCUUUCGCACCGUACGUAGCCAACCGUGCUAAUCGGAGGUUUGUAAGAGUCCACCAUUACCACCCUUACCCCCCAUUACCCCCCACCCCAAUUACCACCUCCCAUUACCACCCACCAUCCUCCCAUUACCCCCAUUACCACCCUUACCCCCCAUUACCCCCCACCCCAAUUACCACCUCCCAUUACCACCCACAUCCUCCCAUUACCCCCAUUACCCCCAUUACCCCCCACCCCAAUUACCACCUCCCAUUACCACCCACCAUCCUCCCAUUACCCCCAUUACCCCCAUUACCCCCCACCCCAAUUACCACCUCCCAUUACCACCCACCAUCCUCCCAUUACCCCCAUUACCCCCAUUACCACCCACCCAACAGCUCUGGGGAGGGGGAAUGCUCCACCUGCACCACCUGCACCCCCUCGUGGUGGUUGCUCAUGUGUGUUCGCUAACAGCACUUUGCCCAAAAGUACAUGAAGGUUUUACGGGGGGUCUUUGUCUUUGGUAUUUAAUCGGCUCUCGUGAUCCGGCGGCCAAUGUCGGCCGCCCUACCUGCAACAAAAAUGCCACGGAGAUCAUUGACGUCUUGAUGGAAUCGUCGCCCACGAUUGUCACACCUCGCCUCAAACCCGUUCGCCGUAAUUGCGUAACGUUUAUUUACAUGAGAAUUGUUUCCCGCAUAAUUAUGUCUCGCGCAUAUUCGCCCGGCGAGUCACCCACGAAGCGAAUUCGAGGAAGGGGAGAUCCACCCCGAAUGUGGGCAACUCCGGCCCGGGGUGCCGCAACUCGCCGUGCCAACCAGAAGGAAUUCCCCCAAAUCUCACCCCAAAUCUCACCCCCAAAUCUCACCCCCAAAUCUCAUCCCCAAAUCUCCCCCCUCCCCCAUCCCAGAACUGAAUACGGAGCAACCGACGACGCUGUCAGUUCGAUUCAGAGAAUAUUUAUUGAUCUUGGAGGAAUCCGAUGAGCCGCAAAGAUCUUGUGCAGAGAGAUGUCCCGGGUCAAAACCGACGAACCAAUGGCGGAGCCAGGAUUAUCAGGUAGGGGGGGGGGGGCAACCCCUCCAGCUAUGAAAAAUGAAAGGAGUUGUUGUUAGUAAGUAAGGACUUGUCCCUUGCUUUUUAUUCGACGCGUGUGCGGCGAUGGCGCAGCCAUCGAUCGAGGGUCGAAUUCGAACCGCGUUGUGUGAUCGGAAUCGCGCUCGCUGAAGGUGUUGAUGCCUUCAGGGAAGUCGUGUGCUGUAUACGCAACUGCGCACAAUUCUGUGAGUCACUUAUAACUGCUUUGCCGUUACUUUUGCCAAUUACGGACUCAGACUAUUGUCCUAUCAUCUCAUAGAGUCCCUGGCACGUAAUAAUAUGCUACACAGUGGCAGUGGGGGUCACAAUUACUAAUAAACCCUAAUGAUCCGAUCGAAAUUAGGGAUUUCGAUCGGAUCAUUGGGGGGGGGCACGUGCCACCCCACCCCCCCUACUGACUCCGCCAGUGCGACGAACCCGCGACUCCCUGCCCCGCGCAGCACGCCGAGUCUUGGGCCACACAGCCGUCCGUUGUGAAUGAACUGCAAUAACAACAACAGUCGUAGUAGUAGUACAGUGCUCGGCGUAAUAAUCAUAAUGACGACGAUGAUAGAUUUUUACGAAAAGUGCACAAACUAUUUAAAGUACUUGGGGGAGGGGGGGGGGGCGUCACGUGGCUCUUCACUCGGGGUUCGCUCUCUGACCGCGUGUGCGAUUAACCAAUGAGAGAGAGAGAGCGCGAGGGAUGAGCUUGUGGGGGUUUGGGCUGUGGGUUGUCCACGCCACUGCUGCCGCAGGGUGACCACCUGCAGGCAGUGCCGGGGACAGAGGCCCUGAGGCGUCCGUGCCGCCCUGGGCAGUCACGUGGAGUUUGCUGUACCGAUCCGUUUAUAGAUACUCCAAAAGUGAGCUCCUGGCUCAAAUGUGGAUUGGCGGCGUUGCUGCUGGUCUCCCGUUUACAGCCCUGCUGAGCCAGUGGUGGAUACUCCACGUUCACAUGGCGGAGGAGAGUAUAUCCAUAGGACGGCCACGGUUGACUUGCCCACAAAGUGGAUAAAAUAUCUUAUCGACCCCCGAAAAAUGAUGGGCCAAAGACAACCCCCACCUGGAUGUGAACUUGGCCAGCCUUCAGAUUGCGGGACGCUCCCUCUACGCCUGCACCACGUGGUUGGCGAUGUUGACCGCAAUCUGCAGAACUCGUAUCGAGGUCCUCAUUUUAAUUGUAGUUUAAAGCCUCGCCACGCCUCCCAACGAACCUCAAUCCUCACAAGCCCGCGGCUAGCAAGCCAUGAAGGAAGCCCUCUCAAAUCUCAAUGCUGUUCGCUUGCAAACUCGCGUUAAACACUUGUGUAGAAUUGCGGAGCUGUCGCCCGAGUCGCCGCAGCAGUCGCUACGACCGUUCGAGCGACGUUUUCGGAAUUCGAGCGUUUGCCGGGGACCCACGAGCCCCAAGGCAGGCCGCCCUGCUGCCCAACAGGCAGGGCCUGCAGCACCCGGCUGGGCGCGGGCCUUCACUGGGGUGGUGGGGCCCACGGUGGACCGUACGUAGAUGGCCCCUGACGGACACGCAUCAGCUGUUGGAGGGUAAAGUCAAGAUGGUCAUCAGAUAGCAGCGGGGUAUACAGGGUGCAUGUGCAUUAAAUUUGUUUUUAACACUUCUGAGAAUUUGCAAUAACAGCACAAUAAACGCUGCGACUCCGGGCUCUGGAGACCACCUGGAGAAGACUCCAGGGCAUGGUUUGACAACGAUGGCGAACAAGUGGAGGACUUUUUGAAGCUAAUAACGUCACACUCGUCAUCAUGUCACAGUGGUACAUUGAAAACCAUGGUCCCGUAGUCAGUGUCCACAUCUCGUCUGAAGCGCCCUGGGCGUGUGGAUCACGCCCCGACCGCGGUGUCUCCCUCCCGUGCCCGCGUGCGCUGCGGACCCCCCCCCCCCCCCCCGGGAUGUUCCCAUCUCCACCCCCCGGGAUGUCUGGGAAGUGACGCCUGACCCCCCCGCCCUCCCCCCCCUGCUCCUCGCCCUGUUAUCAUUAUCGAUGAUGUCCGCGUGUUUAGACAUCGUGUGAGUGACCGCGGCCCCCCUCCCCAAUCCCCCAGGCCCCCCUCGCGUUUACGGGACCCCCUGAGCCCCCUUGUUUGUAUCAGCGGGGGGGGGGGGGGGGGGGGGCUGCGCUUGGCAGGGUGUGGGCCGUGUCACGACUGCGAGCUCCGGACGCCGCCGUCACCGCCACUCGUCUCGACCCGGGCUUGGUUCGUUCGCUCUCCUCUCGCCUGUGGGGUCUUUCGUUUCCUUGUGAGGCGCUUGGAUGUGUGCUCAAAGCAAAGUGCCAACGACAGUGCUUCCUCGCGUGAACCCCAGUGCUCUUUGACCCACCAGUUUCCUACGUGACUCCCAGCUGAUAUGAGAUUAAAACAAACCCAAGUCUUCACCCUGA
This is a messenger RNA of Lethenteron reissneri (Far Eastern brook lamprey), 8385 nucleotides long. RefSeq names its product PE-PGRS family protein PE_PGRS4-like. The record is from RefSeq and is a predicted model, not a curated record. NCBI's taxonomy places the organism in Eukaryota, Metazoa, Chordata, Hyperoartia, Petromyzontiformes, Petromyzontidae.